AUGGAGGCUCAAAUUGAUGAACCAGAGACGAUGAUUCUAGAGAUCAACUUGAUCUCAGCACAAGGGUUGAAGAUUCCUCCAUCGGCUAUGAUGCGACGUAUGCACACCUACGCUCUCGCAUGGGUGAAUUCAAACACCAAACUCUGUAGCGAUCUUGAUUGCGUCGGUGGCGAAAACCCUACGUGGAACGAAAAGUUCAUAUUCCGAGUUUCUCAGGAUUUCGUCAAAGGCGACACCUCCGCCGUUCAAUUCCAUAUCUACGCCGUCGGAUACAUUCGGGACUACUUUAUCGGCACCGUUCGUUACCUGUUAAGCAGCAGCCCUAAUUACACCCCCAAAUCCGGCCCGACGAUCGACGUUCCAGCUUUCUCCGCCCUGCACAUCCGUCGUCCUUCCGGUAGAGUUUGCGGCAUUCUUAACAUCGCUGCAACCGUUCACAACAGCUCCGAUUUCGCUUCCUUGACCGGAAUCUCCGCCAUCUGUUUCCGUGACCUAAUGGGAAAACACAACAAAAUCUUCAAUCAAUCACGGCAAGUCUCACGGCGUCUCAACCAUGUCGGAGUCAAAAGUAACGAGCAAUCUUCUGAACCGGAAUCUUGCAAUUCAUCGUGUGAAGAGUCGGUUUGUUUUUCCGAUGACACGGAGUCGAUAGCCUCUAACUCGUCGUGUUCUACCACCGUAACGGCGUUUAGCGACAGUAACGGCGUCAGAUCAAAUCUUAUAGUGGCGGGAAAGAAAGAACGGAAAUCGGACGGUGCUAGUUUGUUGUGUGGGUUGACGUUGCAGAGAAGAUCUGGUCUGUCAGAUCAGAAUAUUGAAACGGACGGUCAAGAUUUGGAUUAA
Molecule: messenger RNA, 843 nt
Organism: Lactuca sativa (garden lettuce)
Lineage: Eukaryota; Viridiplantae; Streptophyta; Magnoliopsida; Asterales; Asteraceae
Biological process (GO): defense response
Source: RefSeq, a predicted model, not a curated record